Molecule: messenger RNA, 990 nt
Organism: Drosophila albomicans
Lineage: Eukaryota; Metazoa; Arthropoda; Insecta; Diptera; Drosophilidae
Exons: 4
Coding region: 1-990 (329 amino acids)
Source: RefSeq, a predicted model, not a curated record
AUGCAAACGGAAUCGGAGAACAAAACUUGGAGUGAUGAUAAGCUCAAGGUUCGGGAUGGAAAACUAAGAAGACCAAGCAACAAUCAUCAUGUGGUCCCUCUGGGCAUUCUUGUUGUGCUUUCUACCAUAUAUCUAAUGAUCGCUGGACUCCAGAUUAACUAUGUAUACUACUUCAAAUCUGGCGUUGAUGCCGUCGAAAUUUCCAAGCAAAAUGAUUCGCAAGAACCAUAUGUUUUUCCACCCGAGGAAAGGAAUUUUGAAGAGCCGCCGUUGUGCCGAAAACUUGAAAUAUUCUCAAUCCAAGAACAGACUUCUCGUCGCUCGUAUAAGAGGCAAAAAUUAAAAAUUUUAAAAAAUGGGAAUGGUCUUGCGACUGGUUCAAGGCCAAGCAAAACUUUGGCGGCACACAGAAAGAGGGAUAUUGCCAAAAAGUCAAAUACUGCAGAACCGAUUAUCUAUUUAUUUGCUUUAGUAUUUAUUUAUCUCUUGCUAAAAGCCGCAUCUGACAUCAAUCAGCAUUACAAAUCGAGCAAGGGGGAUAAGAGAUUGCGUCGUUGUUCCCUGCAAUCCUAUGCACAGAAAGACCAGAGAAGCGCUCACUUGGACCGGCGGGCAUCUAAAGUUGCUCCGCUGCAAAGUAGACAGCACAUUUUUUCAGAAGUCCGCUCGGUAUCUCUGGAUCGGUGUAAACAAGAAAAUGGUACAUCGCACAAGAUACGAAAGCAGAUAUCAAUUGGUGAUCAAUCGAGGACUUAUCAAGCGCCAAACAAAUAUCCUACUGAGUUGCAAAGAGGUCGCCGCUUAUCGGUUCCAAUCAGCAUUAACUAUCAGACCAUAAACAUGUCGCCAAUUGUCCAUCCCGAGCUUGCCCGUCGCGGCUCCGUGAUAAGUCUUGGCAGUCUUGCAGACAUAAACACAUCGAUACCGGGCACGAUUUCGACCUCAACGCCAGAUGCCAAGCGACGAGUUCGCAUGAUAAACCGUCAUUAA